This is a messenger RNA of Cercospora beticola, 1532 nucleotides long. RefSeq lists its product as uncharacterized. Gene Ontology annotation, biological process: fatty acid catabolic process. The record is from RefSeq and is a predicted model, not a curated record. Gene Ontology annotation, cellular component: peroxisome. NCBI's taxonomy places the organism in Eukaryota, Fungi, Ascomycota, Dothideomycetes, Mycosphaerellales, Mycosphaerellaceae. Gene Ontology annotation, molecular function: 2,4-dienoyl-CoA reductase (NADPH) activity.
UCUAGGUGAAUACUAAUCCUAGACUUCCUGCCUUCCUGCCUUCCCAAGCACAUGCAAGCAAAAGUACUUGUAGGCCAGCAUCAGGUCAGAUUCACAAGCCAAUAAUCUCAUUGUCCUUUCUCCUCUCAAUCCCUCUCCUUCACCAUACGGCCGUAUAAACAGCUUCCCUCGGCAGUCGCUCUUACCAUAUAGUACCACUCCCAACCUCUCGAGAAACAACUAUCCUCCAUCCCUCUACUCCAUACCUCACCCCCCGCCGCCUACAAACCAUGCCCGUCCCCCGCGAAGAAUACCUCUCCGACGUCUGGCGCGACGGAAUCUUCAAAAACAAAGUCCUCUUCUGCACCGGCGGAGCCGGCAGCAUCUGCUCAAUCCAAGUCCGCGCCUUCGUCGCCCUCGGCGGAAACGCCUACAUCAUCGGCCGCAAUGUCGAAAAAACCGUCUCCAUGGCCCGCGACCUCGAAACCGCUCGUCCAGGCUCCCGCGUCAUCGGCCAAGGCAACGUCGACGUCCGCAACGCCGUCGCAUUAAAAGCAGCAGCUGACACCUGCGCAAAAGAGCUCGGAGGCAUAGACUUCGCAAUCGCAGGCGCAGCAGGAAACUUUCUGGCUCCGAUGAGUCAAUUGAGUCCGAAUGCUUUCCGGACAGUUAUGGAAAUUGAUACACUUGGGUCGUAUCAUACUGCGAAAGCUGUGCUGCCGUAUCUAGUGGAAUCGGCGAAGAAGUAUCCUAAUACGGGCAAAGCGACGGGGAAAGUGGGAGGGACGGGUGGGAGAAUGGUGUUUAUUUCUGCGACGUUUCAUUUUAAGGGGUUUCCGUUGCAGGCGCAUGCUAUGGCGGCGAAGGCGGCUGUGGAUCAGAUUUCACAUAGUGUUUCGAUUGAGUAUGGGCCUUAUGGGAUUACGAGUAAUGUGAUUACGCCGGGUCCGAUUCGGGGGACGGAGGGGAUGACGAGGCUUUCGAGAUCGGAUCCGGAGAGUGCGAAGAAGAGUGCGAAGAGUAUUCCUGUUGGGAGAUGGGGAGAGGUGAAGGAGAUUGCGGAUGCUACGGUGUAUUUGUUCUCUGAGGCGGGCAGCUACGUCAAUGGCAAUAUUUUGGUCGUUGAUGGUGGGCAGUGGAGAGUGAGCGGGGCAACAGAGGGAAAAGGAUUCGAGUAUCCUGACUUUCUGCUCAGUGGAGCACCGGUGGAGGGAGUGAAGUCGGGCAGGAAGUCAAAGAUGUGAUGUACUGCUAUGCAUGCGGCUGAUGAUUUAUUCAUGUACGAAAGUUAGCGAUAAACACGCCCAGCGGCGUGACUCUUAUGUGUACCCUCCCUUGUCAUCUCUCUCCUUCAUAAUGUAAGAUUUCUCAACUAUCAUACUCCAGCAGCGGAUAAUCAUGCUGCUUCUGGAAUGCUCUCAAAAGAUCCUUCGCAGGAAAAGCUUCCGCCGUGUCCAGUUCAUGUCUAAUGACCUGCGUGCACAACUCCUGCGUAUCGAUUUCCAGAUUGUGCCCUUGCCACGUACUCGUCUGCCUCAGCGUCAAGAUCAAUC